Messenger RNA from Daphnia magna, 1807 nucleotides. RefSeq lists its product as uncharacterized. Lineage: Eukaryota; Metazoa; Arthropoda; Branchiopoda; Diplostraca; Daphniidae. The transcript has a single exon. Bases 106 to 1593 code for a protein of 495 amino acids. Gene Ontology annotation, molecular function: cysteine-type endopeptidase inhibitor activity. The record is from RefSeq and is a predicted model, not a curated record.
CCGGUUGUCAUCACCGUCUUCUUAGCAUUCAACAUAUGUGAACUCUUCUUGUCGGUCUUGACUUCCACGGUACCUGCAACCAAAAGUUAAUUAAAUAAGAAAGAAAUGCAGGUUAAGCUGACUUCCACAGCUUUUUUCCUGGCCAUCCUUGUGACAUUCACUCUUGAUAGUGCCCACUCGGACGCAUUCCUCACACAUGAAAUUCAUCGUAAGUCACAGCCGACCAUCGAUAGAGAAUCUUCCGUCAGCGUGAAAAGUGCGACAUUUGCCAAACGUGAGAUUCGUGAUGUACCAGUUCGAACCGAUUUAAGUCCACCUCUACUCGGAGAAUUUUCGCCGAUUGACGUGAACGAUCCCGAAGUCAAGGAGAUUGCCGAUUUUGCUACGACGGCGAUCUCUGCCAGCAGCACCGCUGGGCCGUUUCGGCUAAUCAGGAUAGUCAAGGCCGCAUCACAAGUAGGCAUCGGUGCCGUCAAUUUCAAGUUGACUUUGGAGGUUGACGGUGCUGAUGAAAAGCAUAUGCGUUGCGAAGUGGUGGUUUUUGACCAAUCGCUAGUGAAAUCAUGGACUUCCAUUUGUUUUCCCAUUGAAAAUGCACCAGUGAAGACGAUAGAGGAACAUAAUCCUGAUUCCCGUCUUCCAUUCUUACGCGGCUACUCUCCGAUUGAUACAAACGACGCAGAAGUAAAGGAAAUUGCUAGAUUUGCAAAUGUUGCAAUUUCGGGCGCGACAAAUUCGGGCCCGUUACAAUUAGUCAACAUAAUCAAAGCUGAGGUGGAAGUGGUGGCUGGCAAAAACUACAAACUGGUUCUGGAGCUGGACGGGUCUGAAGGAGAAAGCGACGUUUGUGAAGUGGUGGUCUUCGACCAACCAUGGACCAAUACGCGCAUAUUAAGCAAAUACAAUUGCUUACCAAUCAGAACUAAAUCGACAGCAACGGACAAUGAGGUUAGACUAAAUGAACCUCGACUACCUGCUGCUGAAUUAUUUUCUUCGACGGACAGUUCUUUGCAUAACAAACGUGAAAUUUCUGGUUUGGUCCAAUCUGAUACAAGUCCACUUCCACCUGGUGGGUUUAUGCCGAUUAAUGUGAACGACAAUGAAGUGAAAGAGAUUGCAGAAUUCGCCAGUAAUGCUAUAUCAGCCAGAACUAACGCCGGUCCUAUUACUGUGGUCGACAUAGUCAUGGCUGAAUCACAAGUUGUUGCUGGAAAAAACUAUAAACUCACUUUGGAACUGGGCGGCAGUGCUAGAAAAAAACACCUUUGCGAAGUUUUGGUUUUCGACCAAUCUUGGACAAAUACUCGCAUACUAAGCGAAUUCAACUGUUCACCAAUCCGAACCACAGUUGACGUAGAAGAAUCGCGUCCGACUGCUGAUGGGUUCCCCUUGUUCAAUCUUGACGACCCCUCUCACAAAAAACCUGACAUUCUUGCAAGUUCAUUCCGACUGAAUAGAAUUCCCGUCAUACCAGCUGGAUUCUCAUCCAUUGAAGUAAAUGAUGCUAAAGCAGACUUGGCAAAAUCGGGAGCCUUCAAACUGAUGAAGGCCAUCACUUUCUGGGGACGAAAAAAAGAAAAAGCACAGAGGUAAAUGAAGAUCACAGGGAAAGAAAAGAAAAAACCGAAAUUCAAUUGUAUCGCUAUUACCACAAAUGCGUUAUCAGUCAAGAGAAAGCUGUUCCUGGUGCUGCAGCUUUGUCGUCCUAACCCCACCUACAUUUAUUCGCUACACAUGACCUACUGUGGUCUUACUUCUAACCAAUCUGUAAAUGAGUAGCCGCAAUAAAAAUCUUUUUUAGCUAAAA